Limanda limanda (common dab) is the source of this 1135-nucleotide messenger RNA. Its product is annotated as homeobox protein Hox-C10a-like. Gene Ontology annotation, cellular component: nucleus. NCBI's taxonomy places the organism in Eukaryota, Metazoa, Chordata, Actinopteri, Pleuronectiformes, Pleuronectidae. Bases 119 to 1135 code for a protein of 338 amino acids. Gene Ontology annotation, biological process: regulation of transcription by RNA polymerase II. Gene Ontology annotation, molecular function: DNA-binding transcription factor activity, RNA polymerase II-specific; RNA polymerase II cis-regulatory region sequence-specific DNA binding. The record is from RefSeq and is a predicted model, not a curated record. The transcript is spliced from 2 exons.
UUGCUGAUAUUUUUGCACCCCCCUCCAAAAGAUGUCAGCAUCCCACUGUCCUGAUUGUCCCGCAGAAAUCCCGUAGCCCAGACCAGUGGAACACACCACACGACCACUGAGUUGCCAAAUGCAACAAAAAAUGUCAUGUCCGAAUAACAUAGCGCCCGGUAACUUCCUGAUGGAUUCCUUAAUGGGAGGAUCAUCUUCCUUCAGGGGUGAGGGUUACUCCAGCAGCCCGGGAAUGUACAUCCACUCAGCCGCAGAGUACGGGUAUUCAGUGAUGAGAAACAUGGGCAAGAUGGGACCGUCGCCCCUCUCCAAGCGAGACGAGGCUCCUCCGGGCGCCCUGGCGCUCAGCGGCUUCCAGGACGGGCCCUACCUGUCAGCCCAGCUGGCCGCAUGGACCCCAGCCUCCAAGAGCAGCAGGGACGAGCAACCUGUUGCCCAGUGUUUACAACCCUGCUCGUUUCCAGCGGGGAACGUCAAAGAGGAGGCGUUUUGUUGCCUCUAUCAGGAUGACAGCAAUAAGGGGAAACACACAACAGAGUCGGCCACUUACAUCCGGCUGGGGGACAAUAGCUGCCGGCCUCAAGCUGCCGCCUCGUCCGGCGGCUGCUUCCAGGUGUACGGCGGAGGGAGGCCGCAGCAGGACGACCCGCAGCACUUCCCCUCCGGCUUCUCGCUGACACACUUGGCGACAUCUGUUGAAUCAGCCCCGGCAUCGACCCUCAGCUGCAGCACAGCGGCGCGGGAGGCAGCGAGGAGAGAGGCUCCAGAGCCAGAGACAGGGACAGGGAGCCCGGGCAGGAAGGAGGAGAAGGCCAAGAGUGACAGCUGCUCAGAGAACUCGGACGAGGAAUUCAAAGAUGAUUUAUCCGCGGGGAAGACGAUGGGGAGCUGGUUACAAGCCAAGAGUGGCCGGAAGAAGCGGUGUCCCUACACAAAGUACCAGACGCUGGAGCUGGAGAAGGAGUUCUUGUUCAACAUGUAUCUGUCUCGGGAGCGCCGCCUGGAGAUCAGCCGGAGUAUCAACCUGACCGACAGACAGGUCAAGAUCUGGUUCCAGAACAGACGCAUGAAGCUCAAGAAGCUGAACAGGGAGAGUCGCGAUAGGGGGCAGGGUGCAGUUUACAGCUACUCUUGA